This is a messenger RNA of Brienomyrus brachyistius, 6716 nucleotides long. It is a transcript of the gene cmtr2, whose product is annotated as cap methyltransferase 2. The transcript has 2 exons. Lineage: Eukaryota; Metazoa; Chordata; Actinopteri; Osteoglossiformes; Mormyridae. Gene Ontology annotation, molecular function: methyltransferase cap1 activity. Gene Ontology annotation, biological process: 7-methylguanosine mRNA capping. Gene Ontology annotation, cellular component: cytoplasm; nucleus. The record is from RefSeq and is a predicted model, not a curated record. Bases 3200 to 5509 code for a protein of 769 amino acids.
AACUGCUUCGUCGCGGGUUAAGGGUAGUGAAAUGUGGAAGGUGACUAUACUAACCAAAUGGGGUCAUUUUCGGUACGUGGUGUGGCGGCAUCUGAGUCCACGGACUCGGCGUGAAAUGCCUGCAGACCGCUCGAGUUUAACCAAGUUUUAGCCGAAGUAGGCCUUCGGAGAUCCCCGUGCUCUCCUGAAGUUCUUUCGCUUUCUUGGCGUUUUGUCCGCCUUUACAGACGCUCUCAAGUUGAGCUUUUUUCUGAAACGUAAUUCUUUAUAUCAAAAAUGUUCCACGGCGCUUGUUAUUUUUCUGCCAGAUAUUACGUGAUAAUGUUAUUUUUCCCUUUCACUGAACCAGUUUUCCACGAUAAAAUUCAUAUUUUACUAUUGUAAUGGAGUGUUUUGAAAUCAAAACAAAUAUAUUAAAUAAUACAGCUAUUGACAACUGUUACGCCCCUCUUCCGCUAUUGUAAUAAAAUUUCUCCUGGGAUUUUUGUUAUUCUGUCACGAUGAACAAUUGCAGUUUUGCGGCCAAACUAUUGUAAAAUUAAUUGGGCCGCUGAUGUUUGUUUGGUUGUAGCAUCUUUGGUGGCAGUUAAAGUUGCGUGUUUUGUGCGAUUUACCUGUCCGUUGAAAACUUUGUGUGGGUAUCGUCAGUAGUAGCAUUUGAGAUAUUUCUGUGGGUUGUCAAAGGUAAUAUCUAAAUAGGACGUUUUAAUUGCUGAUAUAUGGCCUGUUGGCAAUGUACAAAAGUAUGUUGUGUUACAUGGAAGAAGGAAGCCAUCACUCUGGUGAUCGUUACAGAAAAUGACCCGAUUGAUCCUGCCAGAAUGCUAGUUGUAGUUAGGAAUAUGGACUUGUAACUUAAAGGCUUUAAUAAAGGUCCUGGUUGGUCUGUGCUCUCACGAUUACGGUGCUUAACCGCAAUUUCUCCAGCCGUGUUAAUCGGUUUACUUGUUAAUGACCAUUAAUCCACUAAAUGUAAAUCUUACAAAAUAUGCUAAUCCAAAACAAGUUUGAUCUAUAGAUUUUUGUAUACAGUUUAGAUUAGCUCAAAGUAGCAUGCAGCUGCCAGAAAGUUUUCCACAAAAUACCGAGGUAUGCUAAUCAAAUAAUAUUUUAGUCUAUCUAACACGUGUGCUAAAUAUCCAUAAAACGCACCCUUAAAUUUUUUUUAUUUCAAUAUCGAAGAUUUUGAAUUAAAAUAUGUAGAGAUAGAGGUGAGGAGGAUGUUACACUGCGCUUGUUACUUUUCUGCCAGAUAUUGCGUGAUAAUGUUAUUUUUCCCUUUCACUGAACCAGUUUUCCACGAUAAGAUUCAUAUUUUACUAUUGUAAUGGAGUGUUUUGACAAGUACAACAAAUAUAUUAAAUAAUACAGCUGCUGACAACUGUUACGCCCCUCUUCUGCUAUUGUAAUAAAAUUUGCAGAAACGGCUGGCUGAACUAAAUCACACUUAUACAAAGCACUUUAUACUGAUUAAAAUAGAGUACAAGCUUCCAUGAAAACCAGAAAUCAUUCUUUAGUGCAUCGUUGGCAAGUUGUUAAAAAAAACAUUUUCUUCAAGCUCAGCAUAUAUAUAAAAUUUGUAGUGGAGUUGGACUGAUGGACAGUGCUAUAUCGUCUAUCAUUGAUGGCCGAGAGGCAUACCAGUGUUGAGCCAGCAAAAAUCUGAAGUACCUUUACAUGACGAGCCUAUCUAUCGCUAUGUUUCACUGUAGGCAUCACCCAACCCUAAUCUGUAGCUGUUGUAACAAGUUCCGACCCAAAACCCAGCUGAAGCAUUAUAAUUUCAUUUUGAACCCAAUCCGUGUUCUAAAAUUUUAAUCAAACACGAAAUGAAAGGGUUACUGACAUAUGUUACUGUGCUUGAUUUUUAAAGUUAAAUCAGCAUGUUACAUGUGCUAAUAACUAUUAAGCUUGUUGUGAAAUCUGCCUUUUUUUAUUUUUCACCCAAAACCUUACGCAAGAAAUGUUAUUCAGGUCUAAAAGAAUGGAGGCAGACUGGUGGCUCUGAGGCUAGGGACCUGUGCUAAGUGGAAGGUUGCUAGUUUGAAUCCUGUGAAAGCCAUGAGUAAUUCUCCUCCGUUGGGCCCAUGAGUAAGGCCCUUAACCUGCAGUUGCUUCUUCCUGGGUAUGAUGUUAAUCUACAUCCAGCCCUGCAAGGAGGUCCUCCAACUUACAGGGAAUAACUUGGGGGUUGGUGGCAGGAUUGGCACUCGAGCCACUGGGAAAAAAAAAAGUCACACUCUUCCAUUCUGAUCAGUGUGGUGCUGAGGUUUCGCCCACUCUCAUCCAUCAGGUGGUUUGUCCUGUGGCACCGUGCUGUAAUCAGCGUGCUGUUCUUCCCUCUAGUAGAUUCUUUGGUGGUGUUACUUUGCCAUACAGAGAACCAACUUUAAUCAGUAACUAUUUGAAAUAGACAUACCCUGACAAUAUAGGUAUAUUUAGCUGUAAGGUAUAACUCUGGUUUGUCUGCAUUUACUUGUUUCUGUAACGUGUAGCUCUUAUGGUUGGUGUAUACUCGAUGCUCACAAUGUGAUUGUGUAUUCAUCAUGGCCACCACAUGUUUUCUGCAUUGAUUCCACACUCGACACUGUCAGAGCCAUGAUUGUGAUGUUGUUGGUGCUCUCAGAAACCAGAAAAAUAUCUGGCCUCAGUCUGGUUUUAUGUUUUCUUCUGCUUCUGAAUUCAGUCUGAGCUGAGAAAGCAGUGGCGUGUGAACAAUGAAGUACAAUGAAGUACAAUGAAAUCCUAACCUGAAAUUCUGGCUUGCCUACUUUCAUAAGCAAGGCUAAUUUUCAACAUAGUUCCAGUAUUUAGAAAUCUUGGUGAUAAAGUUGGCAGAGAGCGUGGGGUUUACGUUUCGUUGGAACAUUUGUAUUGUUAUAGGAAACGAAACUUAAGAAGCUUUUCCAUUUUAAUGACUCCUCCUUUUCAAGAACAUCUAGUAUGUGUUUAACGUUACAGUUUACUACUGCUACUUUUAGAUGAGCAUCUCAUCUUUUAGAUGUACAACAUUUCAUGCCACAGCCUCAUGCAAACAAGUGAGACCGAAAGCAGCCGACCAAGAUGAUUUUCUCGCAUGUCCUGUGGUGGACAUGACCUUCAAUCCAGAUUAAUGUAAGACCCACAUGCAAGAAAGAGCAACAGCACCGCUUGUGUGGCGUAGCAUCAUCUGCAAACUGGCAUAAGGAAAUCUGAGAGGAUGAGUAGAGCCCAAGGAGGGAGAAGGAAAAUUAAAGCUGGAAAAUCAUCGGAUCUUAACUCCUUCCGUGUGGAUGUUGCUGAAGAAAUCAAGGAACUAUUCAAAAAAACCAUGAAAUAUGUUAAACCACAGUCAGGGGACUGGGAUAUUCCAGACCCCAGUGAGUCAUUUACGCCCACCGCCCAGCAACAUAGCUGCUUGCAAGCUCUGAAGAAUUCCUUAAAUGCUGUCAAGAACCAGCUGAGUGACAAAAACUUGGAGGUGUGGCACCAGCACACGUCCUUCACCAAUAGAGCUGGUAAGAUAAUAGCCGAGGUACGUGCCGCUGCUAAUGCAGAAAUCUGCACCCAGGCCUGGUGCAAGUUUUAUGAGAUCCUGAGCAAUUUCCAUCUGAUUCCUGAGAAGGUCCUACAGUGUGGGAAGCUGAAUUCCGUGCACCUCUGUGAAGCUCCAGGCGCUUUCAUUGCCAGUCUUAACCACUACCUCAAAGCCAACUCCUUUUCCGGUGACUGGCAGUGGGUUGCCAACACCCUGAACCCUUAUCACGAAGGCAACUCCACUGGCACCAUGAUUACAGAUGAUCGCUUGAUUAUCAACACACUGCCCUGUUGGUUUUUCGGUAGUGAGAAUACUGGAGAUAUUAUGCUUCAGAAGCAUCUGCUUCAGCUGCAGGAUUUGACCAGGAACAUGUCCACCGUUGAUCUGGUCACGGCAGAUGGAAGCUUUGACUGUCAGGGAAGCCCAGAUGAGCAGGAAGCUCUGGUGACCCCACUGCAUUAUUGUGAGACGGUGGCUGCGCUGCUUCUGCUUGGAGUGGGGGGCUCCUUUGUCCUGAAGAUGUUCACGUUCUAUGAGCACUCCUCUGUCUGCUUGCUCUACCUACUGAAUUGUUGCUUCCGCGAGGUUAAUGUUUUCAAGCCGGCUACCAGCAAGGCCGGUAACUCGGAGGUUUACGUGGUCUGCUUAGACUACUGCAGGAAAGAAGCCGUGAGACCCUUGCUGUCUAAAAUGAUCCGGAAUUUUGGCCCUGAUAUCACCAGCCUCGGAGCCCUCUUCCCCAACAGUCUCAUUCCGGAAUCUUUCCUCACACAGCACAAAGAAAUCUGCCAGUACUUUCAUAAGUAUCAAGUUCAAACGAUUAACGAAAACCUGCAAUUAUUCCAAGCGAUGAGUGCCAAACAGCAACGGAGACUGGAACAAUUGAGAAACUGCGCGGUGAAGUUUUACCUCAGACAGUUUCGAGUGCAGUACCUCCAGCGAAGUAAGUGGAUCUCCAAAAAUGUAAUCCCAGGCUGCGCUGUGAACUGCAAACUUUGGGGUCGUAGAAAGCAGUCAGCGUCCUUUAAUGAAAGGAAAGAACAGCAGUCCAUGACUUGGAGGGAGAAGGUUUUAAAGGGCUGUUACAGGGAUGAGGCUGAAGAACAUGCCCUGCAGGGAAUGGGAACAGACUGCGUGCUUGAAGGACCAGCAGAAGACACUAAUUGGGACAUCUUGCUUGGUCCAGAGUUGACUACAAUCAGGAGCACUCCCUUUUGUGACUUGGCACUGCUGAGCCAUUUAAACGAAGCUCUGGAGCAGUCAGAGUUGGGAAAGUGUGGAUCUGCAGGACCGCUUGUACAUCCUUGCAGCUGUUGCACGGUUCUAAUGCCUCCCUCCAUCCUUUCUGAGGUGCUGAAAUGCAAUCAACUGGACAAUAGUGUGUGUGGGCAGGGGUGUCAGUGUGUGGUCGUGGGGAGCUCAUCCUUGCUUAGCCAUUUACCAGAGAUGGACAAGGCAUUACUGAAGCUCACUCUAGAGCCCCCUUGUCGUACAUCGCAUCGGAGAACGCUCCAUGAUGGCGAGCCACGAUAUCAGCAUGCGUUUCUCACCAGCAUUUUGCAUGCGCUCCAAAGUCUUCAAGUGGGGGCAUCCUUGGUGGUACCUAUGCUCUCUGCCUUCACACGGGUCACAGCAGGGCUGGUUCUUGCCUUGCACCAGUGCUUUCGCUCUGUCACGUUCAGGUGCCCCAUAUCCUCUGAUGCCUUGGGCCCUGUUGCCAUGCUGCUGUGCAUUGACUAUCAACAACAGCCCAACAGUAAACUACUGACCUUCCUGGAAGACAUGCAGUGCCAAAUGUCCACUUUGCUAGAGCCUGACAGCCAGGCAUCCCAGAUCCUGCAGAUUGUGUCAAUGGAGGUCCUCUUAAAGGGGGCGCUGCCGGAGUUUCUGUGGAACAUGAACAUGACCAUUGCAAGGUAUAAGCUGCACCUGCUGAUGGAAGCCGAGCAGAGCUUGCAGAUGCAAAGAGCCAGAUCCAAUGAGUUAUGUUAACUAAUGUCGGCACCUGAAAUUUUGUACUGGCGCUCAGUCAGGAUUAAUCAUGUUUAGCGUGGAAUUUUGCCUGUUAUGUGGAAAAUAGAAAUAUAUUUUGAAUUUUGAGUCCUUUAUAUACGUUACUGAAGGAAGUUUGUGUUCUUUGUAAAAUUGACAGAGUACAGUUUUUUAAAAAGUCUUAUUUUGUAUGGUGCAUUUUUAUUUGAGACUUUUCAGUUCUCACUGAUGUUUCCUAUGUUAUGCAAUAUGUUUUCCAAACACAUGCUGGAAUGCCAUACCAUACUACUGAAUACAGAUGAAACGUGACUAUUGUUACAGUUUAUUGGGGAGGGUGUUCUUUCUUUUGUGAGGUAAAUACCAAAAAAUGACUAAGUGGCUCAAAAGUCAAAUGCCAUCGUUUGAAAACAGUGGAUCCCUCCCUCUCUGUCUGUGUUCUUUGGUCAAAUUCAUAUAUAUGCAUUUACAAUUUUUUUUUUAAAUAUAUUUUAACAAAUCCAAUUUUGUCUUUGAAAGGAUCUUGUUUUUUCAUUUGAAAUCUAGAUUUAUUUCCUUGCCUAUUUUAUGCAGCAGUCUAAGAUGGAAUUAGUUUAAGGUUUUUUUUUUUUAUGAUGUGAAGGUUUUAUUUUAUGAAAAAAAUGUCUAAUAUACAAACACUGUGUGUGUGUGUGUGUGUGUGUGUGUGUGUGUGUGUGUGUGUGUGUGUGUGUGUGUGUGUGUAUAUAAAAUGUUCUAGUUUAAGUAAAUGAAUGUUUAACUGGCAGGGGAAAGCAAGCUAUUCUCUCUGACAUUUAAAGUACGUAAUUUCAGUUAUUGGCAGGUAGUGAGCUCUUGCUUCAGAAUCUUUCACUUUUUUGUUUCCUGCCUGUUGGUUCAACGAUUAAGGAUUUGAUAGAAACUAAGAAAUGCAAGCAUUUUGAUGAACAAGUACGUGUAUUGGCAAGGUGGACUGCAUCAUCAAGUGCAGCGUGGAAUUGGUUUUGACAGCUGGUUCAGAGAAAGGUCUCGAACAUUCCACUGCUGUAGAGGCAUACAGUAUGGGAUCAGUCUUAUUAAACUUGUUAAGUAAUACAUGCAUAAACAGUUUCAUUGUGUUCAGGAAAAAUCUAGAAGGUAUGGGUACAUUUUGGUUGAUUGUAUAUAUUAAAGUUGAAUCUUUAAAGCUUUUUUGUUUGCCAUUUGCAAAUAAAAUAUGCAAGUAAAACUU